CUCAACGAUUUCAUGCAUCGAUGUUUCGACAAUAUUCUCUUGUGGAAUUUCUUGCGUUGAAGUUCCCGCCCUCUCUUCUUCUUCUUCUUCUUUCCGUGCUACUUCGAGAGAUACUUCGGAAUGUGUGCGAACUCUUUUAGGUAAUGCGAUACGGCGAUAAGGUGUAGAUUUUGUAUGUGUUGAUGUUUCCAUAUGCAAUCUCUUCUUCCCACGAUGUUUAGGUGUUACGUUCGGCACAGGUACUUGUAACGAGAAAUGCGGUUCAGGUGGCAAUGGUGGUGAUGGUGUCGGUGAGGAUGACGUCAUUUGAAGAAUCGAGUUGGAGGAUGACUUUGUAUUUUCAACCAAUUGCUUUAAAGGAUCAACGAUGCAUCGAUCAACCUGCCGGAGCAGCUCGACAGGAGGACCAGUGUAUCAAGACGCGAGUGUCAAAAGAGGUCUGGAGAGCGAAUACACGCUCCAACAGAGCAGUAGCAGUUGGAAGGAAAAAGGGCGAGAAAUAAAGUGAAGUUUCAAAACUUAAAUGAACGUGUUUUUAUUCAGGGGUUAUAUGAGCCGUUUAUUUUGAAAGUGGCCUAACUCCAUUUAUCUUCAAAUCGAGAUAUUUAAGGGUUUGGGUUUCAAUGAAUUUAAAAAUAUACGUAUAGGAUACUAAUGAGUCAUACUGCUUGAGUGUAUCUAAGGGUGUUAAAUUUAUAGUUCCUAUUAAAAUAGUGGCAAUUGUUAAGUGAAUAAUAUGCGUUUUCUUAUCAAGAAUGGAGUUAGGCCACUUUCAAAAUUAACAACCAGAUUCAUUAUAAAAUUUGAAGAUGCCCAAGUCCAUUCAACAUCAUUUAAGAUGCUGCAAAUUGAAAAAAAAAACAAUACUGAAUUUAUUUUACAUAUCUUUAAAACACUUCGGAAACAUAAUUUAUGCGAUUCAAAACAUUUUCUAACUAUAUAACGUACAAAAUUACAAACAUAAAUUUAUUACAAAAUUUAUUACUCAUCUACAUUUUGUGCGUGUGUAAGCGAUUUGAAGUGAUCAUGAUGUUCCGGUGGUAUGUUAAGUUUUAUAUUAAUUGUCGUAUCCAUGUAUUACACCACCCAUAUGUUACACCACACGUUCAAAUUACGGACAAGAAAUUACCUUUUAAGGAUAAAUUAAUAGAUCAAAACUAAAAAAGACCUUUUCCUUGUUCAGACAAUGUUUAGAAACGUUUAUAUAAUCUUAAAUACAAGAAAAAAACACACAAAAAUGCAUACCAGGGUCGAUGUAAUCACCCAGUUGGCCAUAUAUGGAUGGUGUUAACAUAUGGAUACGGCAUUAAUUUG
Hylaeus volcanicus is the source of this 1314-nucleotide messenger RNA. RefSeq lists its product as uncharacterized. The record is from RefSeq and is a predicted model, not a curated record. The coding region runs from base 273 to 503 and encodes 76 amino acids. NCBI's taxonomy places the organism in Eukaryota, Metazoa, Arthropoda, Insecta, Hymenoptera, Colletidae. The transcript has 3 exons.